Messenger RNA from Sitophilus oryzae (rice weevil), 1022 nucleotides. RefSeq lists its product as uncharacterized. The record is from RefSeq and is a predicted model, not a curated record. The transcript is spliced from 3 exons. Lineage: Eukaryota; Metazoa; Arthropoda; Insecta; Coleoptera; Curculionidae. The coding region runs from base 453 to 1004 and encodes 183 amino acids.
UAUUACCUGGGGUUCUUUUGUCGUAUCUACCCUACUUUUACGGCCUUUCUUUGUUAUACCCAGCAUAUUUUGAUCCAUCGAGCGUUAUGCUUUUAAUGUUCAAAUGUUUGUCAAUCUUUAGUAAAUUAAUUAUUACCCUUAAAUACUAAUGUAUUUUAUUUAAUUCAUACAAUGUUGGAUUACUAUACUAAUUUUAGGCUAUACAAAAGAAGUACAAAGUCACAAAAACUAUAAAUGCCCUAAUAGUAGAUUAGAUCAUAAUAGUAAAUAGUUUUAUACAUACAAUAAAAUUAAAUUUGCAUUUAGGUACCCCCAAAAAGGGUCAGUUUAUUGCCUACAGUAGACAAAUUUCGGCGAAAUAAAGUGAUAAAUGAUUUGGACUUUUGGAUAUUAAAAUUUACAAGUAGUCUGGUUAUAGUCAUGAUCUCGGUUGUGUGGAAUUAUUUUGAAACAUGGAUUCAACACCUAGCAGAUUUAAGAGUCUUUCAAUGCCAACUACAGACCUACAAUUGAGACCUUUUACUGCAAGACACUCCACACCAAUUUUGGAACGUAAAAGACUGGUGAACUUAGAAGACUCCCGAGCUUACAAUAACUGGUGUAAAGCUCUUUGGAAACCGGCGCAAAAAAAUAGGUUUAUAGUGAAUGGAAAUAGAAUAAAAACAAACAUGGACAACAGCAUAAUUUCUGGCUGUCUCAAUAUGUCUAGUAUAAAGCCUAAAAUAACAGAUAGACCUGUUAUGGAAGAAGAUUCAAUUAUGAACAAACUAAAGAGGAUAUGUAACGGAAGUUAUAAGGCUGUAGUUCUAAAAAUGACUUCGAUCUUUAAUAGUGGUAGCAGAAAGAAAGUUCCAAGUCGUACAGUGAAGAGUCCCUCUAAAAAAUGCAAAAAUAUGAAAAAUAUGGAGUGUUUUGAAUUGUUAGAAAGUGAAAAAGUACCCGAAAGAACUGAAGAAGUAGUGCCUAAUAAUCAAAUGUCUUCGAAUAACGAUAUAUACUUAUAAGAAAGUAUUUUAUUUUGU